AUGGCACCACCACAAAAUAAGCGCCCGCCGCCGCACAUCCACGCCGUCGCGGGCAUCGCCGCCGGCGCCUGCUCCACUACACUAUUGUACCCGCUCGACCUCGUGAAAGUGCGCUUCCAGGCCGACACGAGGGUGGAACGGAUGCCCGGCGUCGUAGCAGCGGCAUCUUCCGUUAUCAGGAGGGAAGGCUUACGUUCGCUCUUCAACGGCCUCUCGCCCGCAUUACUUGGAAGCGCACUAUCUUGGGGGGGCUUUUUCUACUUCUACGAGCGCUUCAAACCACAAAAUGCCAGCGCGAUGAACCACGCCGUCGCUUCGAUUCAAAGUGGUGCUUGUAUGGUUCUGUUGACCAAUCCCGUCUGGCUCGUGAAAACGAGAUUGCAACUGCAGAAGGACCAACGCUACAAGGGCAUCUUAGAUGCGUUCUCAAGAAUCAUAAAAGAAGAGGGCUGGUUGGCUCUCUACCGAGGUAUUUUACCGGCGUUAUUUCUGACGUCGCACGGCGCAGUGCAAUUUGUCGUUUAUGAGAAACUGAAGGAACUGAGGCCGCCGUCCACGGACGCGGGCCGGUCCGAGGCUCUAGUUUAUGGUGGCGUGUCGAAAUUGGCCGCCGCGACCGCGACCUACCCGUACCAAGUCGUGAAAACGCGGGUCCAGCAGCGGUAUCCCAACACGAACUCGAAUUUCAAGGGCAAUUUACCCGCUGGCGAAAUAGCGCGAACUCUGAAAUGCGUGGGCGACACGUUCCGCGUGGAGGGUAUUCGAGGCUUCUUCAAGGGGUGCUGGCCGAACGCGCUGCGCGUCGCGCCGUCGGCGGCGCUGACGUUCUGGACGUACGAGGUCGUCGUCGCGGCGGCUGCUUCUGCUUCUGUGAAGUAA
Pelagomonas calceolata is the source of this 879-nucleotide messenger RNA. The record is from the annotation of a GenBank genome assembly. NCBI's taxonomy places the organism in Eukaryota, Pelagophyceae, Pelagomonadales, Pelagomonadaceae.